AUGGCUUUUCUGGAGGAUAGAAACCACACUACAGUGACAGAGUUCAUUUUAUUGGGUUUAACAAAUGACCCAGGCCUUAGAGUCAUCAUUUUUACCAUCAUCCUGUGCAUCUACCUGGUGACUGUGUCUGGGAACCUCAGCACCAUCCUUCUCAUCAGAGUCUCUUCCCAGCUCCAUCACCCCAUGUACUUUUUUCUCAGCCACUUGGCUUCUGUUGACAUGGGCCUUUCAUCUUCUGUCACACCCAAUAUGCUUAUCAACUUUCUAACAGAGAGAAAUACAAUUUCCUACCUUGGAUGUGGUAUCCAGCAGAGCCUGGCUGAUUUUUUUGGGUCAGUUGAAUGCUUCCUUCUGGCUGCCAUGGCUUAUGAUCGCUUCAUGGCAGUUUGCAACCCACUGCUUUAUUCCACCAAAAUGUCCACACAAGUCUGUAUCCAGUUGGUUUUGGGAUCUUAUAGGGGUUUGCUUAAUGCUUCCCUCAUCAUGUUUUACUUUUUCUCUUUUCUCUUCUGUGGACCAAAUAGAGUUGAUCAUUUUUUUUGUGAUUUUGCUCCUUUGGUGGAACUCUCCUGUUCUGAUGUGAGUGUCUCUGUAGUUGUUAUCUCAUUUUCUGCAGGCUCAGUUACUAUGAUCACAGUGUUUGUCAUAGCUGUCUCCUAUUCUUACAUUCUCAUCACCAUCCUGAAGAUGCGCUCAGUUGAGGGCCGACACAAGGCCUUUUCCACCUGCACCUCCCACCUCACUGUAGUCACUCUCUACUAUGGAACCAUUACAUUCAUUUAUGUUAUGCCCAAGUCUACAUACUCCACCUACCAGAACAAGGUGGUGUCUGUAUUCUACAUGGUGGUGAUCCCCAUGUUGAACCCCCUCAUCUACAGCCUCAGGAAUAAUGAGAUUAAGGGUGCUAUCAAGAGACAGUUUGGUAAGAAAAUGUUAUGCUAG
This is a messenger RNA of Arvicanthis niloticus (Nile rat), 942 nucleotides long. RefSeq names its product olfactory receptor 5P72-like. Gene Ontology annotation, molecular function: G protein-coupled receptor activity; olfactory receptor activity. Lineage: Eukaryota; Metazoa; Chordata; Mammalia; Rodentia; Muridae. Gene Ontology annotation, cellular component: membrane. The record is from RefSeq and is a predicted model, not a curated record. Gene Ontology annotation, biological process: G protein-coupled receptor signaling pathway.